Messenger RNA from Chaetura pelagica (chimney swift), 645 nucleotides. Its product is annotated as chromosome unknown open reading frame, human C6orf120. The coding region runs from base 1 to 558 and encodes 185 amino acids. The transcript has a single exon. The record is from RefSeq and is a predicted model, not a curated record. NCBI's taxonomy places the organism in Eukaryota, Metazoa, Chordata, Aves, Apodiformes, Apodidae.
AUGGAGCCAAGAUGGAGAAGAAUCCUGAUAACAUUUUUGGCAGCUCAUGUACUACUUGUGAUAAAUGCCUUUGAGAAAGAGGAUGUCCCUAAAGAAUGGAUUCUUCUUCAUGUUGUUCAGGGUCAGAUUGGAGCAGGAAACUACAGCUAUUUGAGACUAAACCACGAGGGAAAGAUAGUCCUUCAGAUGCGGAGUUUAAAAGGCGAUGCAGACUUGUACGUCUCUGAUAUGACUCUUCACCCCAGCUUUGAUGAAUACGAGUUACAGUCUGUAACUUGUGGCCAAGAUGUUGUCCACGUACCUGCGCACUUCCGCCGCCCGGUGGGAAUAGGGAUUUACGGUCAUCCCUCCCACCUGGAGAGCCAAUUUGAAAUGAAAGUAUACUACGAUCGGACAGUUGUGCAGUACCCGUUUGGUGAGGCUUCUUACAACCCUGAAGAGAUGGAGGCAAAGCAGAAAUACUCACAGUCUACAGAAGAUGAAUCUCAGGAUGAGGAGUCUAUUUUGUGGACUAUACUUAUUGGAAUAUUGAAAUUAAUACUUGAAAUUCUUUUCUAAAACAAACCACACUGGACUAAGUCACACUUAAGCCUGUUAAAAUUGAACAUGAAUUCUUUGCUAUGAUCUUUAAUACUCUUUGUUAUG